UGUUGCGUAAAAAAUAAAUGUUGAGAAUAGAUUUUCGGCAAUUGUCGGAGCGAUAUUUUUGAGAAAAGAUAUUUUGAAUGCGAAAAAAAUGAAUUUUUCAAGUGGAGAAUAUUUUUUUGUUGGAAGUUAUAUUCCAUAUGAAAACUAUAUGGAUUAUUUUAAUUUUGAGCAUGCCAGGCAGAGGCCUGAAUAUGGGCCAAUUGCCCAAUGGUCAGAAUUUGGACCAUUUGUAUACAUCGAUGAAUAUGGACGGAUGGUGCAGAUGCCUGGAUAUGGGUCUCCGCAAGUAUUUUAUGGUUACCGUCCGCCCUUUCAACAAGGCGCUUGGUACGUUCGAACUGAAGUACCCGAUUAUGGGCCGCCUAUUCAAACAUCCGAGUAUGAUAUGGCGCCAGAAGUAACUCAAUAUUGGCAAGCGCCCGAGAACUAUCAAUAUGGUUCGUCGACAGAAGAACAGAGGAGCGAACCUCCAUCAAAUAUUUUAGAAAAUCAAUCAAUAACAGAAGUGCUCGAAAAUGAGCAAUGCUCCUCAAAUGUUUCUUAUCAGCACAUUAACGUUCCUGAAAAUCAAAUGGACAAUGAUAAUACAGAAGAAUGUUCCUUGUAUGAUAUAAAUAAUAUUAAUGCGGACGAUUUUGAUAAGAAUAUAAAUGCUAUUCCAUCCGACGAACCUCAGACAGGAAGAACAAUCACAAAAGUGAAAUGUGAUGAACCUGAUAAUAACCUGGAGGAAACGGAAUUGUCCUCUUCUGACUCCGAUGAAGACAUUGAGGGGUUUUACUUUUGCAUGUCCGACGUUGAAAUAACACCAUUCAAACGGAGAAGAAGACCUUUAAAGAGGGCAUUUUCAUAUUUACAAUUUCAUUCUUUGGCCGGACAAACGAUUCAAGAAGAAGAUGAAUUGGAUGAAUCGUCGGAAGAUGAUGAAAGUAUUAUUAACAGUGCUAUUAACAUCACGCCUGAAUCACUAAAAUUGAGUGAAGUGGAAGUAUUAAAUGAAGAAACUAAUGACAAGAAAAAAUCUAUAAAAGAAAAUAAAGAGUUAAUACAACCGAAAGAGAGAGAAAAUGCCGCUGGAUCUUCACCCAAAGGUGAAUCUGUAACAGAUGAUGCUGACGACGAUGAAGAAAAAACCACCAAAUGUUUUGAUGUUUUUGUAACAUUUUUCCGCAGAAUUUCUUCCGUCAUCUGUUUUUGUUGCGGAAAAAGAAAAUAAAAUGGCCAAUGGUUACAAAAAGUUUGUAGAAGAGUGACUGAAUUUUAAUUGUUGCAUUUCGGUGAGUUGAAACAAAUUGAUCGGUGUACGUUUAUCAUCCUAUUUUUCUUAAUAGUAUAAAAAUGAACGUCACAUUUCAGAUUACGCUUUUAAUAUUAAUUGAAAAAUUAAUGAAUUAAUAAAUUAAUGAAUAAUAAUCGUAUAUAUAAUUAUAAGAGAAGGGCACAUUUCAAAAUUUAUGUAAUGAAAAUUUCUGAAUGGGAACUUUGGCGGCACGUGAAAUCGAAGCAUCUGCUCUGUACUUUCAGAUGCUUUUAUGUUUUUAUUUUAUACAGUUUGUUAUAUAAUUGUCUACAAGGACACAGCUUAUUAAUAGGACUUAUUGUAGUGGUGUUAGUUUUCUGCAAUUAAAAAAAUUUAUCGAGACAAAAUAAACAAUCUUUAUUGUCCAGUACGUUUUUCGCCUGUACACACUUUAUUUGUGUUUCGGAUUUUCAUUUCAGGUCUUUCUUCAGCAGGUUUACAAUGCAAACAUAAUGCUAAAAACAAACAUUUAUAAAAAUUCACAAUACUAUAUAACAAAGAUUACCUGACAAUGAUAUGGAUGUGUUAGCAUGAUUUACAAUUUCAUUCUUGUUAAUUACUUCGAUAUUUAAAUAAAUUCACAGUACCUGUAUAAGGUACUCAGUACACUCAGAAAAUCAUAAUACCUGUAUAAAGUUAAAACACAUUUAUAAAAAUAUAAUGUUUUAAAACGUUUAAAAGAAUUUGUUUAUUCUCACAUACCUGUGCAUGCAACAGAAAACGAUGAAUAACAUUUUUACUUAGCUUACUCCUUUUAUAAACUUUUCAUACCAUU
Molecule: messenger RNA, 2075 nt
Organism: Centruroides sculpturatus (bark scorpion)
Lineage: Eukaryota; Metazoa; Arthropoda; Arachnida; Scorpiones; Buthidae
Product: histone-lysine N-methyltransferase, H3 lysine-79 specific-like
Exons: 7
Coding region: 89-1216 (375 amino acids)
Source: RefSeq, a predicted model, not a curated record